Molecule: messenger RNA, 1638 nt
Organism: Dryobates pubescens (Downy woodpecker)
Lineage: Eukaryota; Metazoa; Chordata; Aves; Piciformes; Picidae
Gene: HPSE
Product: heparanase
Exons: 13
Coding region: 1-1638 (545 amino acids)
Cellular component (GO): membrane; extracellular matrix
Molecular function (GO): hydrolase activity, acting on glycosyl bonds
Source: RefSeq, a predicted model, not a curated record
AUGGAGACACUGACCAGAGCUGCCCCCAGCCCUGUGCCGGUGGAGCCGGUGGAGCCGGUGGUGCCGGUGGAGCCGGUGGUACCGGAGGCGCCGGAGGUGCCGGGCGGGCAGCGGGCGGCGGAGCUGCGGCUGGGGCUGGGGGGCAGCCCGCUGAGGGAGGUCAGCCCCGCGUUCCUCUCCCUCACCCUGGACGCCAGCCUGGCCAGAGACCCUCGAUAUGUGGCACUGCUCAGCUCCCCCAGGCUGCGUGCCCUGGCCAGGGCCCUGGCCCCAGGCUUCCUGAGGUUUGGUGGCACCCAGACAGAUUUCCUCAUCUUUGACCCCCACAAGGAUUCAACUCUGGAAGAAAAAACCCUCUGGGAGCUGCAGGCCCAGCAAGCUUGUGGCCCCAGGCCUGCAUUUGCUGCCCUGCAGAGGCUGCUGCUGGCCCAGUGGCCCAGCCAGGAGCAGCUGCUGCUGGCAGAGCACAAGUGGAGGCAGCACAAGAACACCACCAUCACAGGGCACACUCUGGACAUCCUGCAGGGCUUUGCCAGCUGCUCAGGGCUGCAGCUCAUCUUCGGGCUCAACGCUCUGCUGCGCAGGGAGGGCCUGCAGUGGGACAGCUCCAACGCCCAGGCCCUGCUGGGCUACUGCUGCUCCAGGGGCUACAACAUCUCCUGGGAGCUGGGCAACGAGCCCAACAGCUUCAGGAAGAAGUCUGGCACCGCCAUCGAUGGGCAGCAGCUGGGGAAGGACUUCCUGCACCUCCGGCGGCUGCUGGACAGCUCCGGCCGCUACCGGCAGGCAAAGCUCUACGGCCCCGACGUGGGGCAGCCCCACAAGCGCUCCCGGAGCCUGCUGAGGAGCUUCCUGAAGUCCGGGGGCAAGGCCAUCGAUGCUGUCACCUGGCACCAUUACUACGUGGACGGACGAAGCGCCACCAGGGAGGACUUCCUCAGCCCCAGGGUGCUGGACACCUUUGCCACAGCUCUGCAACAAGUCCUGGAGAUCGUUGCUGGGACUGUGCCUGGCAAGAAGGUGUGGCUGGGAGAGACGAGCUCUGCCUACGGGGGGGGAGCCCCCAGCCUGUCCAACGCUUACAUUGCAGGCUUCAUGUGGCUGGACAAGCUGGGGCUGGCAGCCAGGCAGGGCAUCGACGUGGUGCUCAGGCAGGUGUUCUUCGGAGCAGGCUCCUACCACCUGGUGGAUGCCAACCUCCAGCCCCUGCCGGACUAUUGGCUCUCCCUGCUCUACAAGAAGCUGGUGGGCACCAAGGUGCUGAAGGUCAGCCUGGCAGGAGCUGAUGAGAGGAAGCUUCGAGUCUACCUCCACUGCACCAACAGCCUGCACCCCAGGUACAGAGAGGGGGAUGUGACCCUGUUUGCCUUGAACCUCUACAACACCACCCAGCAGCUGCAGCUGCCACAGCACCUCCUGAGCAAGCAGCUGGACCAGUACCUCCUGCUGCCCCAUGGCAGAGAGAACCUCCUGUCCAGGUCCGUGGAGCUGAACGGCCGCCUGCUGCGGAUGCCGGAGGAGCAAACCCUGCCCGAGCUGCCCGGCCGCCCCCUGGGGGCUGGCAGCCUGCUGCCCCUCCCUGCCUUCUCCUAUGGCUUCUAUGUCAUCAGGAAUGCCAAGGCCCUGGCCUGCAUCUGA